GCAGUUAUAUUGAGUGAGCUAACUACCAUUACCAUACUCCACGUGAUCACUCUCUGAAUCAACUUCCUUCAUUCUCAAUUCUCAUUCAAUCCAAUAUAAAAACUCCUCUCUAACCCGAAAUUUCUGCAUCUUCCUUCUUCUCUUCUUCACCAGAUCUUUCUGUAUCUUUGUCAUGGCGACUGGACAACUAUUCUCCCGUACGACACAAGCUUUGUUUUAUAACUACAAGCAACUCCCCAUCCAGCGGAUGCUUGAUUUUGACUUCCUUUGCGGUAGGGAAACACCAUCAGUUGCUGGCAUAAUUAAUCCUGGUUCCGAGGGAUUUCAAAAGCUCUUUUUUGGACAGGAAGAAAUUGCCAUCCCAGUUCAUUCUACCAUUGAAGCAGCUUGUGCUGCCCAUCCUACAGCUGAUGUGUUCAUCAAUUUUGCAUCAUAUAGAAGUGCUGCAGCGUCAUCCAAGGAUGCCUUGAAGCAGCCAACAAUUAGAGUUGUUGCUAUUAUUGCUGAAGGUGUACCAGAGUCAGACGCCAAGCAAUUGAUUGCAUAUGCUCGGGCAAACAAUAAGGUUGUUAUUGGCCCAGCCACUGUUGGUGGUAUUCAAGCUGGUGCUUUUAAGAUAGGUGACACAGCGGGAACUAUAGACAAUAUAAUUCAUUGCAAACUCUACAGGCCUGGAUCUGUUGGGUUUGUUUCUAAAUCGGGUGGUAUGUCCAAUGAGCUAUACAACACUAUUGGCCGUGUAACUGAUGGAAUUUAUGAAGGCAUUGCCAUUGGAGGAGAUGUUUUUCCUGGUUCCACACUGUCUGACCAUGUUUUGCGGUUUAACAACAUAUCACAGGUUAAAAUGAUUGUGGUACUUGGUGAACUUGGUGGGCGGGAUGAGUAUUCUCUAGUGGAAGCCCUGAAACAAGGGAAAGUGACGAAACCUGUUGUUGCCUGGGUUAGUGGCACCUGUGCACGACUCUUCAAAUCUGAAGUACAAUUUGGUCAUGCUGGAGCUAAAAGUGGUGGUGAGAUGGAAUCUGCUCAAGGAAAGAAUCAAGCACUAAGAGAAGCUGGUGCUGUUGUUCCCACUUCAUAUGAAGCUUUUGAAGCUUCAAUAAAGGAAACAUUUGACAAAUUGGUUGAAGAAGGGAAGAUCCCACAAGUGAAGGAGUUUACUCCUCCACCAAUCCCUGAGGACCUUAACACUGCAAUUAAGAGUGGAAAAGUCCGUGCUCCAACUCAUAUUAUUUCCACCAUCAGUGAUGACAGAGGUGAGGAGCCAUGCUAUGCUGGUGUACCUAUGUCUUCCAUUAUUGAGAGGGGUUAUGGUGUUGGUGAUGUUAUCUCUCUUUUGUGGUUCAAACGCAGCCUUCCUCGUUACUGUACUCAAUUUAUUGAGAUAUGCAUCAUGCUGUGUGCCGACCACGGUCCUUGUGUCUCUGGUGCUCACAACACUAUAGUGACAGCAAGGGCUGGGAAGGACCUUGUCUCCAGUCUUGUAUCUGGUUUGCUUACAAUUGGUCCUCGAUUUGGGGGUGCCAUUGAUGAUGCUGCUCGCUAUUUCAAGGAUGCUUGUGACAGGAGUCUUACACCUUAUGAAUUUGUUGAAGGCAUGAAGAAGAAAGGCAUUCGUGUGGCAGGAAUAGGGCACAGAAUCAAGAAUAGGGAUAACAAAGAUAAGAGAGUUGAGCUGCUACAGAAGUUUGCACGCACACAUUUUCCUUCUGUGAGAUACAUGGAAUAUGCUGUUGAAGUUGAAAGCUACACACUCACAAAGGCAAACAACCUAGUUCUAAACGUAGAUGGUGCAAUUGGAUCACUUUUCUUGGAUCUUCUUGCUGGUAGUGGAAUGUUCACCAAACAAGAGAUUGAUGAAAUAGUCGGUAUUGGCUAUCUAAAUGGGCUUUUUGUUCUGGCACGCUCCAUUGGUCUGAUUGGGCAUACCUUUGAUCAAAAGAGAUUGAAACAACCACUCUAUCGCCACCCAUGGGAGGAUGUUCUUUACACAAAGUGAGGUGUCAUGCUUCAAAUCAACAAUCAUAUGGGGAAUCAUAUAUGCAUCAGCUUCAUGCUGGAAUGGUUUUUGUUUUUUAUAGCUCUUAUACUAGUGUAUUGGUAUCAAGCCAUCAUCCAUCUGUAAGUUGUAUCAACAAAUUUUCAAGGAAUAACUAAGUCAAAUUUGAAAUUAUCCUUUUUCUCGAUGAAGAUCAUGAUCUCUUUUC
This is a messenger RNA of Lotus japonicus, 2207 nucleotides long. Its product is annotated as ATP-citrate synthase beta chain protein 1-like. Gene Ontology annotation, molecular function: ATP citrate synthase activity. Gene Ontology annotation, cellular component: cytosol. NCBI's taxonomy places the organism in Eukaryota, Viridiplantae, Streptophyta, Magnoliopsida, Fabales, Fabaceae. The transcript has 17 exons. Gene Ontology annotation, biological process: tricarboxylic acid cycle; acetyl-CoA biosynthetic process; fatty acid biosynthetic process. Bases 173 to 1999 code for a protein of 608 amino acids. The record is from RefSeq and is a predicted model, not a curated record.